Molecule: messenger RNA, 1590 nt
Organism: Entelurus aequoreus (snake pipefish)
Lineage: Eukaryota; Metazoa; Chordata; Actinopteri; Syngnathiformes; Syngnathidae
Product: plexin-A4-like
Exons: 4
Coding region: 1-1590 (529 amino acids)
Biological process (GO): semaphorin-plexin signaling pathway involved in axon guidance; regulation of cell shape; negative regulation of cell adhesion
Cellular component (GO): semaphorin receptor complex
Molecular function (GO): semaphorin receptor activity; protein binding
Source: RefSeq, a predicted model, not a curated record
AUGACGUCCCACGCCGUGAGGACACGGACCUGCUUUUUCCUAUGCUGCUUCUUCUCCACCUUGGCGCCGCUUGUGACGCCAAAGACGGCGGCACGAGCGUCGCAGGCCCACGGCUCGGCCUCCCAGGUCAUCACGGCGUCCAUCGAGGAGGAAGGGUACGCCUCGUUCCGCGCCGAGAACCCCGAGUGGACGUUUAACCAUUUGACGGUGGACUAUCGCAACGGCAACGUUUACCUUGGAGUCGUGAAUCGCAUCUAUAAACUGUCGCCAGGUUUGGAGGUGCAGGUGUCGCACCAAACCGGGCCGGACGAAGACAACCGCAAGUGCUACCCGCCCCGCAUCGUCCAGCCGUGCAGCGAGCCCCUCACGCUCACCAACAACGUCAACAAGAUGCUGCUGAUGGACUACCGGGAAAACCGUCUGCUGGCGUGCGGGAGCCUCUACCAGGGCAUCUGCAAACUGCUGCGCCUGGACGACCUCUUCAAGCUCGGGGAGCCCUUCCACAAGAAGGAACACUACCUCUCCGGCGUCAACGAGAGCGGCUCUGUGUUUGGCGUCAUCGUCUCCUACGGCAACGCCUCCCCGGACAUGUUGUUCGUAGCCACGGCGGUGGACGGCAAGCCAGAGUACUUCCCCACCAUCUCCAGCCGCAAGCUGGCCAGGAACUCUGAGGAGGAUGGAAUGUUCGCCUACGUCUUUCACGAUGAGUUUGUGGCCUCCAUGAUUAAGAUCCCCUCAGACACCUUCACCGUCAUACCAGACUUUGACAUCUAUUACAUUUACGGCUUCGCCAGUGGAAACUUUGUCUACUUCCUGACGCUGCAGCCCGAAAUGGGGGGCGGCCCCACCACCGGCUCCUCCUCGGCCGGUAAAGAGCAGGUGUACACCUCCAAGAUAGUCCGCCUCUGCAAAGCAGACACCGCCUUCCACUCCUACGUGGAGGUGCCCAUCGGAUGCGUGAGCGGCAAUGUGGAUUACCGACUGCUGGAGGCGGCCUACCUGUCCAAAGCCGGCGCCAACUUGGCGCGCUCGCUGGACGUGGCGCCGGACGACGACGUGCUGUUCGCCGUGUUCUCCAAGGGACAGAAGAGGCGGCCGCGGCAGGAAUUCCAAGACUCGGCGUUGUGCGUCUUCUCCCUGCGGGAGAUCAACGAAAAAAUCAAAGACAGGCUGCAGUCGUGCUACAGGGGCGAGGGCACCUUGGACCUGGCUUGGCUCAAGGUCAAAGAUAUUCACUGCAGCAGUGCGCUCUUGACCAUCGACGACGACUUCUGCGGCCUGGACAUGAACGCACCGCUGGGCGUGUCGGAGAUGGUGCAAGGCAAGGCCCUCUUCUCGGACGCCAAUGACAAAAUGACCUCGGUGGUGGCCUACGUGUACAAGAACCACUCGCUGGUCUUCGUGGGCACCAAGAGCGGACGCGUGAAGAAGAUACGAGUGGACGGCUCCUCGCGGGCCCUGCAGUACGAGACGGUGCAGGCGGUGGAAAGCGGUCCCAUCCUGCGCGACAUGGCCUUCUCUUCCGACUACCACUACCUCUAUGUCAUGUCCGAGACCCAGCUUGAGGAUGUCCAACAGGUGUUCUCUUAG